GUUAAAAUUAUUAAAAGAAUACAGACACUGCAAGUUUUAAUAUCGAAUUGAUUCUGCAAAGAUGAAAAAAUUUACGAUAUUUUUCAUAUUUUGUUUUGUUUUAAGUUUCUGUAUAGCUGAAGAUGCAUUAAUUUGUAAACCGAAAAGCGUAUUUCAAAAUGAUUGUAAUAUAUGCGUUUGUGGAUCUUCUGGAUUAGAUUACUUCUGUUCAAAGGACGUAUGUUCAUCGAAAAAAAUUAAGAAAAUGAAUUCGUAUAAAGAUGAAGAUGAAUAUAACGACUAUGAUUUAGAUAACGUCGAUGAGUAUCAAAAUGAAGAUUUAAUUAAUAAUGCCACUGAUGAUGAGUCCAGGAACGUCAAUGGUAUAAAAACUGAAAAUGAUGUUGACGACAUAACUGACGAAGAUCAGAAUGAUAACAUUGAGAACGAAGAUGAUAUUUAUGAUUAUCCUCAGGACGAAGGACAAAAUAAUGAGGAUUUCAAUGAGUUAAGAUCAAGAGCAUGGGAUAGGUUCUACAGCUGCCAGGUUGGAGUUUCAACCAUACCCAAAGGACUCAACCGGUACACCACAAACAAACAAAUUCAACUCAACUCCAACAACUGGGAAUUCAGUUGAGGGCUGCAACCAACCCGGAUUUCCAUAGAUAAUUCCCAGUUUUAUCUUUAAUAUGAAUAUAUAUAAAUAUGAGUUGUUUUUAAUUCAUUACUGCAUUUAUUUGUUGUGCUCUUUUGGAUACGCAGUUAAUGUGAAUUUAUUAGGUUUCAAUAAGUUUAUUUGUUGCCAAAACUUUUUUAUAGCUCUUAGCAAUGAAUAUUAAAUUGGAUAAUCGUA
This is a messenger RNA of Diorhabda sublineata, 832 nucleotides long. Its product is annotated as protein PFC0760c-like. NCBI's taxonomy places the organism in Eukaryota, Metazoa, Arthropoda, Insecta, Coleoptera, Chrysomelidae. Gene Ontology annotation, molecular function: peptidase inhibitor activity. The record is from RefSeq and is a predicted model, not a curated record. Bases 62 to 616 code for a protein of 184 amino acids. The transcript is spliced from 5 exons.